GCACUCCUCUUCUAGCUCUGCUCAUUCCAACCGUCUCUGUAGUGCAUGCUGUGAGUGUGAGCCGACAUUUCAAGGACAGGACAAGUUUUCUAUUAAUUCCAUUGCUUCUUCCUCGGAGAGACUGUAUUGAAAGUGCAAGAAAUUCAGACAGUUAUCACUGGUUGGUUGAGAUCGACUUGAGACCAUGGGAGGCACGCUGGAGUACUUGUCUGAGCUGCUGGGGGGUGGCAGCAGCCGGCGCCGGUACAAGAAGAGGAAGCAGUUCCAGACGGUGGAGCUCAAGGUGCGCAUGGACUGCGACGGCUGCGAGAUGAAAGUCAGAAACGCCCUCUCCAGCAUGAAAGGGGUGCAGUCGGUGGAGAUCAACCGGAAGCAGUACAAGGUGACGGUGCAGGGGUUCGUGGAGCCGCACAAGGUGGUGAAGCGGGUGCAGGCCACGGGGAAGAAGGCCGAGAUCUGGCCCUACGUGCCCUACAGCUUCGUCGCGCACCCCUACGCCGCCCCCGCCUACGACAAGAAGGCGCCGCCGGGGUACGUGCGCAGGGUGGACGCCGUCAUGCCGGUGUCCAGCCACGGCGCCGCGCCGCAGGAGGAGCGGCUCGUCACCAUGUUCAGCGACGACAACCCCAACGCCUGCUCCAUAAUGUGAUUAGCUAGCUCGAUCGUGCGUGCGUGCGUGCAGCUUGUGACAGAAAGUUGAGGAAAAUGUGAAGCCAUAGAUGAUCAUACUCGAUCGGUUGGAUGUUCUUGGUGGUGACACAUGUAUGCAAUUAUAUAUGUUUGUAUAAAUUGAUACAAGUUUGAAAAGGGAGCGU
Molecule: messenger RNA, 815 nt
Organism: Phragmites australis (common reed)
Lineage: Eukaryota; Viridiplantae; Streptophyta; Magnoliopsida; Poales; Poaceae
Product: heavy metal-associated isoprenylated plant protein 23-like
Exons: 2
Coding region: 185-649 (154 amino acids)
Molecular function (GO): metal ion binding
Source: RefSeq, a predicted model, not a curated record